AUGUCGAACGCUGAGCAAUCAGCUGACCGACCUCCAAUCCCAAUCCGCGAUUAUGAGCCAGGCUUCCACCGUAGCGAUCGACUGGAGGAAAUAAAAAAACAGCUCGAUUUUAGGAAUGAGUUGGAGACACAAAUCGAAACACUAAAGCAGCAGAUCCGCGACUUGAAACAGCAGCUCACCGAUAAAACCAUUGAGAAAAAGAAACUCCAAUUGCAGGCGCAGCGGUUUCAGAGCGAGUUGGACGAUCUGCGCGUGCGCGUGGCGAACGAGGAGCGCGCGAAGGCGGAGCAAAUCGAAGGGCUGCGUCGCGAAGCGAAGGAAGCGAAGGAGGCGAGCGAAGAAGCGGAGGAAGCGUGCGAAGCGGAGAGACGCGGGAUUGCGGAGGUGGAGAGAGAAAUCGAAGCGGUGAAGGCGGAGUGGGAGAAGAAGAUUGCGGCGAGGGAAGUAAUGGUGAAGGAGCUGGUGGAGAAGGCGAAGCGAUAUCAGAGUAGUUUGAUGGCGAUGGUGUGGAGUGUUUGUUUGAAAGAGAUUGGAAAAUGGAGUGGAAUAUGUGUGGAUAGACUGAUUGAAUGA
Blastocystis hominis is the source of this 573-nucleotide messenger RNA. RefSeq lists its product as hypothetical. The coding region runs from base 1 to 573 and encodes 190 amino acids. NCBI's taxonomy places the organism in Eukaryota, Bigyra, Opalinata, Blastocystidae. The transcript has 4 exons. The record is from RefSeq and is a predicted model, not a curated record.